AUGGCGACUCCGGGAGAGACUAGGCCGGCGUUGGGCGCAGGCUGGCAUGCGUGCCGAAACUGCAGAUCGGUCGGAGCGGCACAUGCUCUGGUGGUGCGCGAGGUUGCUGAAGCGGGGUACGUCGGCGCUCCCAUCCUGCCUGAAGCGCCCGUUGGCAGGGGCACGCCGGAGAGGGCAAUUCGGAGACUUGCCAAGACCAAGAGCAUGAACAGGCACAACAUCAUUGUGUUCCUCGCUGCGCGAUGCGAGAAGAUAAGCAGAACGAAGCUAGCCCGUGACCUAAUCCGCCACCAACCGCAGACGCCUCCGCCUCUCCUGCUGCCACCGCCUCCUCCUCUCCUGCUGCCGCCGCCUCCUCCUCUCCUGCUGCCGCCGCCUCCUCUCCUCCACUUCUCUCCUCCUCCCGUCGAAGACCUAGCGCGUGGUCGUUGUUGCCACUCGCCCCUCUCCUGCUCCCGCAUCUUCGACCCCACCCUCGCCAGCUCCCGAUGCUCUGUCGAGUGGAGAAGAGGGGUGCGGCAGAGAAGGAGACCAGAGGAUGGUGAUGGGGGAAGGAGCAGCAGGGUUGGAGCACCCUGGCCAUCGUACCCAUCCCCAACGCCUCACCCACUUCCUCCGCACCUCGCCCCGUUCCCCUCUUUCCCUGCUCUCCACUACGCCUCCUCCUCUCCUUCAGUUUUCUCUUCGGCGACGUUGCCAAAGAAAAUGCACACGAGCGGUGGAUCCGUGCCAGAGAAGGGUGGCGGUGACUUCGCUCCGGUCAUGGUGGGGUGCAGCCGCCGGGAAGAUAAAGGUGGGGACUUGUUGGUGAGCUGCUACUACAUCGACUGCGGCAUGAACGAGUUCGCAAUAUUGCCGGCGCAGUCUCUUGUGUUCCUACUCCACGGCUGUAUUCCAACACCCCUUCAGACUUUCAUUUCAAGCUUGAAAGGUGAGCUUACUGCCAUGGUUUAUUUCUCUUCCUUGCUAAUGUUUAGUCCAUAUCAAAUUGUUCAGUUCUAAACUUCACCUUCUACAGUCUAGCACAAGAAUUCGGCUCCCUGUCUGAAUUCGCGGAGCAUCUUGCUGCCAACGUUGACAUUGUCUUCCCAGUGAUACAUGGGAAUUUGGUGAAGAUGGUGGUAUUCAGGUUCGGAGUUACCAACGAAUAUUAAAUAUGCUUUACAUGCAGGAGAAAAUUAUGCUGGUGCCAUAGUGCAUGCUUGCAGGUAUUAGUGCGCUUAAUUUGGCACGGAACUGGCAUGUAAUGCUGACUGUGUCUUGGUUCUUUUAUAAGAAUCCCACAUUGCUGCUGCUUUCUGUUGAUGAUAAGACGCUAACACCUGCCAAAUGGCUGCGCUCCGGUCGUGCCGGGGUGCAGCCACCGGGAAGAUAAAGUAGGUCUGCCGCCCGUCUCUACCUCUCACCGCGCCCUUACUGCCUCCAUGGCCAAGCGCAUGUUUUUUUCUCUGUCCCUCCAUAGCGCUCGUUACCGGCGGGAUACAUUUGACACUAUCUCAAAUCCAGUUUAUUUGACAUGUGUUUGAAAUGUAUAUUUAGCAUAAAGAUAAUACUGCAUUUCCUUAGGGACCUUAGUUUUGGCUCUGUUCUUGCUCAUAUUAUAAGUAAAAUAUUAAUACUUUAUGUCUCCAGCCAGUUCUUGAUCAAAGGAAGAUGCAUUAACAAUUCGUGUCUCCAACCAGUUUAGAUCAUAGGAAACUAUGGCAUAAUGCACUGCUGAAUUUUCUUGUUAGUGCUCACUGACAAUAUUUGUUCUCACGUACGGUAAUGCCUUUCGGUUAAACUAGGAAUUAGUUCAUUAUUGAAAGGUUUCAUCUGCAUUUUUUUGCUUCAUUCAUUUUUUGUCUAUUUAUUUUGCAUAGAAAACCAUCUUUGGUAUGCUUUAAUAGGGCUUAUUUAAUACAGUACAAGCAAAAUUGGAAGUAAUAGCAAACCAGCCAUGAAAAGUUUGAGAGACCAUGCAAACCACAAGAAAUGAUGUGCUCCUGUUAUUUUGCCAUGAUCUUGUGGCCCAAUUCCAAGGCUCUAUAAACUAAUGUUAGCUACUUGCUUCUUUGGAUGCCUUAAUUAUAGCCAGCGAGGAAGAUGGGGAAGACAGAGCCAGCAAGGAAGAUGGCUCGGCCCUGCCGCUGAUGCCCACCGGCCACUUCCGUCAGGCUCCGUCGUGGGAGGGGGCGCACCAUUUUUGGGUGUUCCUUUCCUACGAUCUGUUCAGGUUGAUCAUUCUUUUUUAUCCUGUCAUUUUUUUAUUUGCUUUGGCAGUGUAUUUGGGUUAUUUCUUUUUUCUGGAGCUUGGGCAUAUUGGUUGUCUUGUUGGCUCUUUUUACCAGCAGUCUUUCCUUUUCAGUUUAUGGGAGCGAUUACUAGCUUACAUACAUAGUUUAGUUAUUAAGUUUCUAACUGAUAUGGUUAACACCAUGUUAGACACUUUGGGUCUAUCCAAGGAAUGGUGGGGGGAGGCGCUA
Messenger RNA from Triticum urartu, 2465 nucleotides. Lineage: Eukaryota; Viridiplantae; Streptophyta; Magnoliopsida; Poales; Poaceae. The record is from RefSeq and is a predicted model, not a curated record.